Menidia menidia (Atlantic silverside) is the source of this 2124-nucleotide messenger RNA. The record is from the annotation of a GenBank genome assembly. Lineage: Eukaryota; Metazoa; Chordata; Actinopteri; Atheriniformes; Atherinopsidae.
AUGAGGAGCCGAGGAACAAGUGUGACCAUCCCCGAAGACAGAGGACAGGCCCCGGCCCCUGUGGGACGGACUCAGAGUGGAGCUCCACUCCUCAUCUCCCCAUCAGUGACAGAGCUAACAACACCUAGAGCCCCAUUCAGAGGCAAGCGCUUUGUGUUACGGGCUCACGGCCAUGAUAGCCCUCGGCAGCUGGUGUUCUCACAGACCACUGCAUGGAAAAUGGGCCGAUUUCAGGAUUUAGCUGCCCGCGGGUCGUGUGAAGUAUCGUCCUCUGAAGAGAAUGGAGACACAACAGCCGCGGUCACCUUAAAGUCACAGCCCGGCUCGGCUUUCACGUGUCACGGCGCGUGGGGACGGGCCCGGCCCCGGGCCCGCGCACUGAUUCGCUGUUUUCUCCGGAUACAAAUAGGCCGAGCACGGCACGGCGCGGGCCCCGUCUUCUGCCGUCAGCUGCUAUCGGCGCUCGAUUGGUUUCGCCUGGGAGAAACCAUGGACGACCGAGAGGACAAUGUCUCCAUUCCUGCCUUCAGCUUUCUCCUCCAGAUGGACCCCCACCUCAAACCCUACGAAAAGGACUUCAGGAGGAGAUACGAGCUGCUCCAGAACCGGCUCUUCCAGCUGGAGGAGGCGGAGGGAGGCUUCGACCAGUUCACCCGCAGCUACCGGGACUUCGGCGUGCACCGGCGCCCCGACAACAGCCUCUUCUUCAAAGAGUGGGCUCCGGCGGCCGAGGCCCUGUUCCUCACCGGAGAUUUCAACGGCUGGGACAAGUUUGCCCACCCCUACAGCAAGAAGGAGUUCGGCAAGUGGGAACUGGUUCUUCCACCCAAGCCCGACAACUCUCCCGCCGUGGAUCACAACAGCAAACUGAAGGUGGUAGUUCACACCAAGAGUGGCGAGCGCCUGUACCGGAUCUCGCCGUGGGCCAAGUACGUGACGAGGGAGGAGAAGUCUGUCAUCUACGACUGGGUUCACUGGGAUCCUCCUCAGCCUUAUGUUCGUGUCCACCCCCGUCCAAAGAGGUCCAAAAGUCUGCGAAUAUACGAGGCCCAUGUGGGUAUCGCCUCACCUGAGCCGAAGGUGGCCUCCUAUACCGACUUCACAACCAACGUUCUGCCUCGCAUAAAAGAACUGGGUUACAACUGCAUCCAGCUGAUGGCUGUCAUGGAGCAUGCCUACUAUGCAAGCUUUGGAUAUCAGAUUACAAGUUUCUUUGCUGCUUCCAGUCGCUAUGGUACCCCAGAUGAGCUGAAGCAGCUGAUUGACGUGGCCCAUUCAAUGGGCAUUUUAGUCCUGCUGGACGUGGUUCACAGCCACGCUUCCCAGAACACAGAGGAUGGUCUGAACCGAUUCGAUGGCACAGACUCCUGCUUCUUCCAUUCACCACCCCGAGGAGAGCACUCGCUCUGGGACAGCCGCCUCUUCAAUUACGGCAGCUGGGAAGUGCUGCGGUUCCUGCUGUCAAACCUGCGCUGGUGGAUGGAGGAGUACUGCUUCGAUGGCUUCAGAUUUGACGGCAUUACCUCGAUGCUCUACCACCACCACGGUGUCGGCACGGGCUUCUCUGGGGACUACAGUGAAUACUUUGGCCUUCAGGUGGAUGAAGAAUCUUUGGUUUACCUGAUGAUUGCCAAUCACAUUCUCCAUACUCUUUAUCCUGACUGCAUCACUAUCGCAGAGGAUGUGUCAGGAAUGCCUGCUCUGUGCAGAAGUGUGGAGGAGGGAGGACUUGGCUUUGAUUACCGGCUGGCAAUGGCAAUUCCUGACAAGUGGAUUCAGAUCCUGAAGGAGUUUAAGGAUGAGGACUGGAACAUGGGCGAUAUUGUCCAUACGUUGACCAACAGGCGAUACGGAGAGAAGUGCAUUGCUUAUGCAGAAAGUCAUGAUCAGGCUCUGGUUGGUGAUAAGAGCCUGGCUUUCUGGUUGAUGGACAAAGAGAUGUACACCAACAUGAGCACCCUGAUCCCCAUGUCGCACGUGAUCGACCGAGGCCUCCAGCUGCAUAAGAUGAUCCGCCUCCUCACACACGGUCUGGGAGGAGAGGGCUACCUCAACUUCAUGGGUGAGUCGCCAUGGAAAUGCAGACAACGUAGUCAACAAAUUCGUGCCAGAAUAAAUGUAUAA